AACCACCGGCCGAAGGAGCAGCGUGCUUCUCAGGUGUCCUCUUCCUCGGGUCAAGGAAUUCAUUGUUUAGUUUGGAUGUGAUGCAAAUGUGCUAGAUUGGAGCGUGAUUUCGUGUCGUUACAGCCUGCACCUGUUCCUACUUUUCAAUGUGUGUCUCCUGAAGUUGUUUUAUUCGACGGCGGUCAGCUUCUGGACCGUGUUCAGCAGACUUCUGCCGUGUUGCACGACCAUGGGUUACGAUCUUUGCCGUUUUCAAGGCGACGUUGAUGAAGAGUUGAUCUGCCCAGUCUGCUCUGGUGUUCUGGAGGAACCCCUUCAGGCACCGCAGUGUGAGCAUGCCUUCUGCCAGGGCUGCAUCUGCCAAUGGUUGUCGCGCCAGCAGACAUGUCCUGUUGACCGGCAGUCCAUCACUGCAGCACAGCUUAAGCCCGUGCCGCGCAUUCUGCGAAACUUGCUGUCCAGGUUGCAGAUGUCGUGCGACAAUGCCCAGUUUGGCUGUAGUGCCAUUGUCAAGCUUGACUGCCUGACAUCACACCGAGAGACUUGUGAGCACAAUCCCCGGCGGCCAGUGCCAUGCGAGCAGGGCUGUGGCCUUGUCAUUCCAAAAGAUGAACUGAAGGAUCACAACUGUGUGAAGGAGCUUCGAUCACUGGUGCAGUCACAACAGCAAAGGCUCAAUGAGUUCCAGCUGGAGAUCAGAGAACAGUGGCGAGAGAUCAACUUGCUCAAGGAUUACAUCAGAUCAAUGCGGACAGUCAGCUCUCCCCUGCCUCCUGCUUUGGACUCCCUUGUUGAGCAAGAUGAAGUCAUGGGGUGGGCAGCCAAGCUGCAACGAGCGAGAGUUACACGUUGGGGCAGCAUGAUUUCAACGCCAGAUGCAAUGCUUCAAGCCAUGGUUAAGCGUGCCCUGACCGAGAGUGGCUGCCCCCAGCACAUCCUGCAGGUGCUAAUUGAGAAUGCUCAUGAACGCCGCUGGCCCCCAGGCUUGAGCACACUUGAGACGCGCCAGAUGAAUCGACGCCACUACGAGGCCUACGUCUGCAAGCGCAUCCCGGGCAAGCAGGCUGUUGUCGUGGUAGCAUACACCAGUUGUGAAGCCAACCACGAUGCCUUCAGUGGUGUAGCGGGUCUGUAGCAAGAAGUACCGACUUUUAAAGGUGGGCUGUUGUGAUCUGUAUCCUACAAGGCUAGUGUUGCUAGAAGGUUUGCCGUAAUCUGUGGUGCUAAGGGGACCAACAGGAAAAUUUACUUAGACUGUACUAUAAGUAAAUUACCCUACUACAGUACCAAAAAAGCCACUUUUACUGUUAGUGGAGGUUUGGAAAGCUAGAAAAGACACUGAAAUGAAAGGUGUUCCUGCACCAGCUCGAUGUGUCAUCAUAGAUUUUGAAGACGUCUGCAUGGUUUAGUUCCUUUAUCUGUAAGGAUGGACUGCAUAGUAUUCUAAAAAAGUCAAAGACUGAACUUGAAAAGUUUUCAACAACUUCUGCUGAACCACAAUGACCCACAUGCAAAAAAAAAUACCUUGUAAUCUUUGUGUUUGGCACAAAGAAAUGGAACUUCGACAUUCUUUUUCUUCUAGUAAUCAACUUAUUGCAGUUGAGCCUUGUUAUAACGAAGUCGCAUUGGCCAUGAAAAUAUCUUCGUUAUAUCUAACAUUUGUUGUAAGUAUACACGGAGAUAUCAGUGAAAAAAAAUGUGAUCAGGUUUAUGCAAAAGAAACACAAACAGAGUGCCUCUGAUGGGCCAACAAAGUGUCUCCUGCAGAUUUUGAUUGCUCUAUGGCAGCAUCUUGCACUGUGCCGAUACAAGCCGUGGGAACAACGAUAUGCUACUACGCACUGCUGCUAGAACACAACCGAGUGAUUGGUGUCAUCGUGCUGAAUCAGCACAUGGGCUUAUCAACUGCAAGUCGCUGCUGCCAAACUUUUUACAUACAUAGGGUACCGCAUGUGAAUCCGCACUCCGCUGCUACCGCAAUCAAUCUAGCAUGUACGUCUGAUCUAACUCUCAAUCGCCGAUAAAGUCUACGAGUGCAUAUUGACAGAAAGCUUCGCAUGUUGACUUGUCACCAGCCACCCUACCAGCCACAUUGCUUAGACCACUAAGCCUAACCGGUGCCGCUUUGUUGGAAGCAUGCAACCAAAAUUGCUGUUUUGUGCUUACUUGACAAGGCAGUGACUGUUCAUGGCUGCAUAUGUGCAGCAUUGCGUACACGACUCAUGCUCUAAACACCGUGCAGGAUCUAACAUUUUUGGUUAUUGCUGUUAUAGAUUGGGGCUAUGAGUGGCGAUGCCGCAGGGAAGUCUGAAUAAUCCCACAGGUCCAAAAAAUUGGCACAUCUAGAAAGUCUGUCACUGACUGUAUUAGAAAGUUUUGUUGCCAAAAUACAUAUUUUUAAGAAUGUGCAAAGAAAAAUUUUAUUUGCUAUAACUGAUACUGUGUUGGAUUUCAUGAUAGCAGAAAAGUACUCCAUUGAAUUGAAGCAUGACCAACCAAAUAUUAUAUUCACUUCCUUAUUUCCAAUAAUAUGUUAUAUCCUUGUCUGUAUAUUGAGGCUCUGCUGUACCUCGAAAUUAGCAAAAAUGCAGUUUUGAGAAAAUAUUUUAUCAAUUGAAUCUGAUUGAGUGUUUCAACUUAGUGUUCCUUUAAUAAUGCCUUUCAUUCUUGGUAUGGUUUCUUUGCCAUAUUUGCAGAUUUAAUGUUGUUACAGCUGCCGACUGAUUAUUCAGACUUCCCUGUGGCACAACUGCCUACUCCAUAGAUGUAUAAAUAACUGUCAUGGACAUUUUGGAAGCCAUUUGCUUUUUGUUGGCAAGUCGGCCUCUUGGCCUUCCACAUGCUGUUUGACCUCUGUGAAGCAAAUGUUGUCAAGUCUGCACCAAACCAUCACUGGUCGAGCUGAGUGGUCCUGGUGAGUGGCCCUGGCGAAAAUUGACAAUCAGCUGGCAUGGUGGCAAGUAGAAAGCUGUCAUGAUCGUAAUCAGUCAUUCAGACUUAGAUCACACACAAGAGUUAUACUGAUGGCUGUUAGGCAAUAUUCAGGGCCAUGUGUGCUUGGCCGGCAACUAUCAUAAACACCUACCGACUUUGUGUGUUCACUUGAUGGAAUCCUGAAAGCUAGCAUGUAGGCAGAAAGUGCCAGCAUCAUGCUCUCAAGGUAAUACGCAGCACACAUUUCACAGGAAAUGCAAGACAGUCCUAGGCCGACUGCAAGCUGAUCGUUAUGAAAGUUAAAGUAGAUAUGAUUUAAUUGAAGGAAACCAGUGACCAAAUGUGUUUGAAGUUUUCUGCACACUGCUGUAAAAAAAAAGUUCAUACUCAUAUUUUGGAUUGCCCAAUAAUUUGGACUUUUCCAUGUUGGCCCCCUCUGUUUCUGAAAAAUAGGUUGGCGUCUCUUAAUGCUAUGUUGUGUAAGCCGGCAUCAGGGACGUCUUGGCUUCGCUCAAAUGUGCACUCAAGAAAAUGUGUAGGGCGGUAACGGAGUUUGUUCACACAUUAAACUUUAGCUAUAUUUUACUUAGGAAUGUGAAAACUUAUAAGUUUGCUUUCAUUUUAUUGUCUUAUAAAUUUUAAUUUAAGUUGAAUAAGCAUAUAUAUUAUUAUGGGUGGCAAGCAGUGUUCAGCAUAUGUGCCUGCUUAUAAAUUGAUACAAAGAAAAAUUGGUGGCAUAUAAUGUUUUGCUGAAGAAAAUUCAUAUAUGCCUCAUUCAGUAAAUUCUGAGCUGCUGUACAAGAAAAGAUUUGCAUGCUUCUUCACGUUGUUCAGGAUGAGCUAGUACCAAAAGAAUUUUUAUAGUAAACAAAACCUCAUGGUUUAUGAAUGAAGCACUUCGUAUGAACUGGGAGCCCAUGAAUGCAGGGCCAGUAUUGGCAACCUGCAUGCAUUUCUGGCAUAUCUAUGUCCUAGCCAGCAUUCAGGGUAAGCAGUGCAGCAAGUGCCUGCUUGUUUUUCACCAACAUCUUGAUAACUGCAACUUGAAAAAAGCAAAGCCUGUGACCAGGUACCAACAAUCCAAUAUUAUGUCAAAUGUGCAUUAUAACACAGCCCCUCCGUGUAAGCAUUAUGAGCUCAUUCAGUCCGGUAAUAGGAGUGGUGCUUCGACAGCCUUUUGUACUAAUUUGGACAGUCGAAUAUAUUUUAAAGGGCCCAGAAACAGUUCGGGCAAAUUUUGUAGACGCGUAGGGUACAGCUAAAUUUAAUCAUUCGCACCACAAUAUGUGUGAAUUGUCUCAUAUUUAAGAGAGCUAUGAACGAUUACAGUUGCCCUACUCCAUAGCCAUGCAUUUUCUCCUCAACUCGUUCGCCGAGUGAUCAGGGCUAAGCUCCACCUUCACUGGCUAUGCGUAAUGAUGGCACGGUGUGUCGUCUACUUUUGGUUUUCUAGGAGCAAGCGCGCGAAUAGUCUCCAACCUCUCCGCCAGCUGCUUGGCAGUCAACCCCAAGCGAGAGCCAUCGAAGCAGCGUGCGUUGCGAGCAUUCUGUCGCAGUGCCGAACCUGUCUGGUAUUCCGGUAAUGACAGGCGAGCUGGGCGUUCGACGGAUGGUUGGAGGCAUAAACUCAAGCUGAUAAAGCAGAUUUAGUGUAGACGUACGUGAGUGGCCUGAUCGGUAUGCACGGUCCAGCCACCUGUUGGCACAGAGCUUAACCAGCCAAAGAAAGGGCUAAUAUUGCUCUAACCAAGUGUAAAACAUUUUAAACAUUUGCAAGAAACAGCAUGUUAACGAUUACGCUCCUGCAAAAAAAUUUACACCAGCAGCAAAGACGAAUACACUUCAUUACUGCUGCUGCGUUUAGUUGAGCUCUGUGCCACCAGGUGGCUGCACCAUGCAGAUCAUUCACAUUAGCGAUUCUGCUCAUCCUGUGAAACGGCACAGUCAAGCAGCCAGGCCCUGUCCCCUCGCUUGCGUUUACCCGAAUACCGAACUCGCGAAACCCUAUUGUGCUAGUAAUCCGGUGUAAAGUGACAGCUGCAAACACGCAAAUCCUGGUGCCGAUCGGAUAGCGACAGUCCGAUGCGCACUGCAGUCACUCCACUCAUCUGCUGCCUUGUAGUGGGACAUGAUGUCGCAGCUUGACAUAUUGCCAGUCGCUAUGUUUGCAGCCCACAAUCCAAUAAAGGCGAUUCAUAGUGCUCACGAAAAGACAGACCGACACUGACCGCUGAGCUCUCGUCAAGAGAAAGCACGUUGUAACACAAGCAGACGAUACUUGCUGUGUGCUGGAAGUGCUUAAGUGUACUGAGAAAUAGUUACUGUUACUUUUUUUUAUAGAAAUAAAUAAACUAACAUUCCAACUAUUACGAACAACAUUUGUUCACCAUAAAGUGGAAAGAUUAUCGAUGACACGCCUUGGGCAGCCACUCAGAUAGCUCGCCAUACUGACGUCAUUAGGCCAAUUUACGUCAAAUUGGUAGCGGCAGCUGAAAAUUCAGCCAAGAGUGUGCUGUGAUCGGCAGCAAUGUACAUUUUUAAAACCUUAUAUUAAAUUACACGCUUUAUGCAGAGCACUUGGAUGCGUCAGUUAAUGAUCAGAAGGACCUACUUUAACGGCUCGGUACGUUUCUACAAAAUUGUAAAAAUCGUUUCAGAAUCCCUUUAAGAAUUUAAAAUUUUAAUUAUACUUCAAAUUAUCAGCUUGCCAGAUUGGCACUUAAGAUUCUUACUUUCUUUCAGCUGAUAAUGCAGUACUGGCAAUUUCACACUGCUGGCAGCUGUUAUAGUUCACUGUAGCUGUACUCAUAAGGAGCUCAAAUGCAUUGUUGGCUACCGUUUCAGCUUUCAUGCAUCAGCUGUUGAUUGUAUUGGCUAGCUUUGUAUUGACUAGCUUUGUGGGAAAUAGAUCACACAACCUUGCCUAUGUUCAUUUGCUUGAAUGUUUUAUUGACAGCAUCUGCAAUUGGUAUGCACCGUGUGCUGGCAGCAGUGGCUAGCCUUGAGCAGGGUAAAGCAUGCAAAUUUGCCUCUAUUUUGACACAUGCAUUUGCAUCUCUUGUCAUUCAGUUUUUUUCUGGUGAGCUAGACUGUUCCCUGUGGAAUGUGUGUUUGACAGUGUCAGCCCCUUCAUGCUUUUAGGUCAUUAUGUUAAAGCCCAUUCUCCUCUUGAGGAAGAGUGUUCAUGUGAUAUUGGGUUUUUUUUUUAGUGUUAAUGGGCAUACAUUAUAUCUCUCUGCCGCAUUUUUAUUCUCUAGUUCCAAGUAACUUCUGAGCUGUUCACUAAAAUGGUUCAGAUUGCUCAUCUGGGUGUGGCUCCUGAACUCACACUUUCUUGCCCAUUUUAUUCUGGAGGUUAUGCCUCGUUUGCUAAGUGUUUUAAUAGCAUUUUGUGUAUUCAAAUGUAGAGGGGCAGUUGCAUCUGGAAUGCAUUAUGCCUGUCUACAGUGUAACACUGUGCCCUUGCGGAGAGCGUAGCUAAGCGGCUGCUGGUUUACAGUCGGAGUCUGUAUUGUGCGAAGAGCAAACUAACUCAGCUUUGUGUAGUUUGCUCUGAAGAAGCUGUGAUAGAAACCAGUAUGGUUGCAUUUUUGAGAGUCGAGAUGUUACAAUUGUAUAGAGAAUGGCCAAGCAACCAGCAUGGUUGGGUGCUCUAUUCUGGUCUCCUGGACUGCUGGUUCAUGUAUGCCCUCAUUGCUCCUGCAGCUCCUGAGGUUGUUCUCAUGUGUUGUCAGAGGUCUGUAUGAGAUCAGGGUAGUUUCUAUGCAAAUUGAAUUGCCUAGCAAGCUCCCUAUUUAUUUUGCCCUGUUGGUCUGUGAGAGAGGAGUGUGAUCAUGAUGAUAAUGUAGAUAGUGCACUAUGUUCAUUAUUCCCCCCUUUUUUAUGUGUUCUUUCUUGUCUAAGCAGUGAUGUACAGCCUCCAUUGUUGGUGUUGCUAUUUUUACGAGCUCAGUGAGCCUACUGUCUGUCCUCUCUUGUUUUUAUUAUUACUGUAAGGCAGCUAAAAUGAGAGUAUUCUACCAUGUUUCUUGCAGCCCCUGAAUAUCAAUAUGUGUCAGGCUCAACAUUCCAUAUAGUUUCUUUUUAAGAUGAAUCUCUUAGACGAAUGUGUGGUUGCUGCAUUUCCCUCCCUCAUGUGUGGGUGGUCUCCUCUGAACAUGGUGUUUGGACAUAAUAGUGAACUUCCUCUCUGCCCAUGCUCCUUUUUUUAAAAUUCUGCUCUGAUGCUCUAUUCACUACUGAUCACCGGUUAUGUCAGACUAUUUAUUCUGGAAGUAUAUUUACGACUAUUUUGUUCACAUAUAAAAAAAAGUAUUGCGUUGUCUUGUAAUAAAUGCUUUGAGAGAAGACGGA
Dermacentor albipictus is the source of this 7287-nucleotide messenger RNA. RefSeq names its product E3 ubiquitin-protein ligase NRDP1 elgi (gene elgi). NCBI's taxonomy places the organism in Eukaryota, Metazoa, Arthropoda, Arachnida, Ixodida, Ixodidae. Gene Ontology annotation, molecular function: ubiquitin protein ligase activity. Gene Ontology annotation, biological process: protein ubiquitination. The record is from RefSeq and is a predicted model, not a curated record.